GAGUCAGUUGAUAAAAUGUAAUCAGCAAAUUGUUUUACUGAAUAAAUUGUUAUAUGCUGGAGUUUGUGCAAUUCAAUUUGUAAGGUGCCGCUAGAGUGGUCAGAUCAUCUCCCGAAACAGUUGAAAAUAAUUUUCGAAAAAGAAAAUAAUUCAAUAUGAGCUAUACGUGGAUUCCAACAACAGUGUACGCAGGUCUACCACCCAGCGCUGUUUACGCCGGAAAUGAUUCCGAUGGCACUCCAAUUUAUGUUGGACGUGCAUUCUUCGAAGGACAACAACUACCCUGUAAAGUAAUGCCCAGUAAAAAUGCAGCGUAUGUCAGUUACGCUGGCAAAGAACACUUCGUUUCGAACUAUGAAGGAUUGUCUGGUCAUGGAUUUUCGUGGGUUGCGUCUGGUCAUGGUCACGUUCCACCCGGUGCUGUACUUGCUGGUAACGACAAUGGUGAACCACUUCACAUCGGCAGAGCUCAUUUCCAAGGAAGCUUAACUCCUGGUAAAGUUCACAGAUCUCAUGCCUGUCUUUACAUUCCAUAUGGAGGAAGUGAGCAUUCCGUUAAGUCAUACGAAGUAUUGGUUGGAUCCCAGAGAUCCAACUGGGUGUCGACAUCAGCCUAUGUACCACUUCCAGAUGGAGCUAUUUUAGCCGGAAACGAUGUUGACGGAACGCCAAUUUAUGUUGGAAAAGCCUUCCACGAAGGAGAUCUAAUUCCUGCUAAAGUUAUUCCCAGCAAGAACGUUGCAUAUGUAUCGUAUGCCGGAGUUGAAAUUGCAAAACAUCAAUAUGAAGUGUUAUGCAAUGGUAAUGUUUCUUGGGUGCCAUCUGGCCAUGGACACAUUCCACAUAAUGCUGUCGUUGGUGGCAAUACGGCAAGUGGUGAAACACUGUACAUCGGCAGAACGCAUUAUAUGGGUAGUUUGACACCAGGAAAAGUGCAUCCAUCACAUGCAAGUCUCUAUAUACCAUUCAAUGGAGCAGAAGUUCCCCAUAAAUCUUAUGAAAUUUUGACUGAAAAUUAAUUAUCAAUCCUCAUUGAAAAGAAUGUAAAUUAUACGUAAAUAGAAAAUGGUAUUCCAUCAAUUAAA
This is a messenger RNA of Bradysia coprophila, 1085 nucleotides long. Its product is annotated as pfs47 receptor-like. Lineage: Eukaryota; Metazoa; Arthropoda; Insecta; Diptera; Sciaridae. The record is from RefSeq and is a predicted model, not a curated record.